CGGACGCGCCAACGUGAAACAGUAGCGCCUUCCCGCUCAAUUAAUAUAUUUAACUGUCGUCUUUCUUCACUUUGGUGCACUAAACUACAUCGUGUCUUUGAUAAACAAUUCGUAGAAAAUCUAUAAACUGUUAAAAUUUCGUUAUCAUUAUAUGGGAAAUGACGUAUAGUUUUAUUUGCGACCUUUUUUGAUGCAUGUUGAGACUGAUAACUUCCGGAGCGUCAGACAAAUAAAUACAAGUCAUCUGGUUCUUAUUAUGUCGUCUUCUUACAUCAUGUCGACUUUUGGGUUUGUCGUUGUUGUCCUAACGGUCUCUCUACACCCUGGACAUUCCAUGUUCAUCAAAGACCCUCUGGCAUUCGAGAAACACAAUUCUCUGGCUAUCUGCUCAGAGUGCAGACAGAUCAUCCAGCUAUCUGCCAACAUGAUCCCCAGCAAAGAUAGUAAGGAGCGCGUGUAUGAAACCUUGUCUGCACUAUGCCAGCAACUCCCGGGCAAACAAGCAUUGGAAUGUGACUCUCAGUUGAAGAUGGAUUUGCCCCAAAUCCUGCUGUUACCACUUAAUCACAGGGAUAGGAGAGAUAUCUGCUCGGCUUUCGGGCUGUGCGCUGUCCACAAAGAUGAGAUUGCACUUCCCCAGCAUGACAAUGGGGAAGUCGUACCUGCACUCACCAACACGCACGAGCAGUUCAACCCAGCUUGCACCCUGUGCCUGUUUGUCAUCAAGAAACUGGAGACCCUGUUGCCUCAAAACAUGACUGAGGAUGCGUUGAUGAAGCUCAUAGACGAGGUCUGCGAUCUCCUCCCUCAGAGCUACAAGGACGAGUGCGAUGACUUUGUUAGCAAAUAUGGCGUACAGAUAGUGGAGUUCCUGCUGUCUUCGGCCGCCCCUCACACCAUAUGUGCACUGCUGCACAUAUGUUUGUUCAGGGACUCUAAUGUGCCAGAGGUUCCGGUCCCCUCGGACUGCGAUUCAUGCCGUACGCUGGCUGUGCUGAGCCGACUUCAACUGGGUGUCAACGCCACAAAACCUGAGACGUCCUCCUUCCUGCGGUCUGUGUGUGGUCGUCACCCCAAUUCCAUCCCAAAGUGUGAGGCGUUCACAAAAAUCUAUGGCACAAGACUGCAGGAGGUUUUGGAAAACCAGGUGGACCAUGUAGACAUUUGUGAAAGAGCUGAUCUGUGCACUAAAAAAAAGUCAAAGCUGGUGGGAAGCAAUCCCUGCACUUGGGGGCCAAGCUACUGGUGCAGAGACACAAACACAGCUCAGAAGUGUGGUAACGUGGCCUUCUGUGAGAAGCACAUGUGGAAGAAGUGAAAAGCUCUUCAUCGACUACAUGCACAUACACGCACAGUCGCAUAAUUAUUUGCCUGAUAUACUUAACAUUUUUGUAAUGUAGGUUUUUUUUUCCACCUCCCUAUGUUUGUCUGCAUGAAAAAUGUGACUUACAGUCACCACUUGUUCAGUUGUCCUCUGAUCAAAGAUUGUGGAAAUAGUCUGUGGCUAAUAUUAAAUAUCUUCAGAUGAUUGAAAGGCAAUGGGAAGAGCUAUAUUGUUUUUGCGCAGUUGGGGCAGAAGAAUGUUUAUUUAGGAAACAUGAACAUAAAAACAAAUACUGGAAAAAAUACAAAUGUGAUUUUUUUUCUGACCAAAAAAAGAAAAAAAAUCCUGUUACUGUUUUGUGAUGCUCCUUUUAACCACUACGCACCGGUGUGGUUGUUCAUGUCCUUAUCAUUCUCCUGUCGCUUCCAAAUCUACAAGACAUGAAAAUGAAAUCUAUCUAUCUGAAUACCACUGAAGAAAAACAAUAAGCCCUCUGUUGAUUUGUUUGUCCAGUGGAGCCACAAAGGUUGAACACAACGAAUUCCAAAAUGCCGGCGCCCAAUUUGUCGCGAUUCCAAAAUAUGUUUUCGUCUACACCAGGGUCCAACUGAGUAUUACAAACUGAUCUUGCACAGGCCAAGUGUUAACUUUUUUAACGUAUGUGCAAAAAGGUAACUGUUAAUAUUAAAAUGUAAAAACUAAAAUUCUGUUUCAUGAUAAGGCUGGCUACUGAGGUCAUUUGAAUCAUAGAUGUGGCUUGGGAUCUCACAAUUCAUUUUUAGAAUGAAUCCUUUAAUCUCUGUUUGGUUGAGGUUUUGCAACAUUAGCCGAUCUUUUCUGUCACACAUGAUUUUUUUUUCAUUAAAAUGUUACGGGCAUUCAACUUGAGAGGUUCUACUGGACAUGAUAUAAUUUUUAGACAUUUCUGUAAAAAGUAUGAAUGAGUGGAUGAGCCUGUCACAGCCAUUGCUUCUGUUCUAUCGUGUACAUUUGUAUCUGUUGUAUUGUUGAAAAAUAUGUACUGGUAAUCUUGUUGCAGAAUCACAACGGUGACAAUCUCUGAACUCAGUACUCACAAUAAAAACUGUAUGAAUAA
This is a messenger RNA of Hippocampus zosterae (dwarf seahorse), 2420 nucleotides long. RefSeq names its product surfactant protein Bb (gene sftpbb). Bases 191 to 1318 code for a protein of 375 amino acids. The record is from RefSeq and is a predicted model, not a curated record. The transcript is spliced from 11 exons. NCBI's taxonomy places the organism in Eukaryota, Metazoa, Chordata, Actinopteri, Syngnathiformes, Syngnathidae. Gene Ontology annotation, cellular component: lysosome. Gene Ontology annotation, biological process: sphingolipid metabolic process.